Messenger RNA from Mesorhabditis belari, 858 nucleotides. The record is from the annotation of a GenBank genome assembly. NCBI's taxonomy places the organism in Eukaryota, Metazoa, Nematoda, Chromadorea, Rhabditida, Rhabditidae.
AUGUUAAAGCAUCAAUUUCUAAUUCACGUAUUCAUUGCUAUUUGUUCGAGUCACUUUUUGACGUCAAAUCGAAUCGAUCCUGAGCGCGAUCGCUUUGUCACUGUUCAAGAAUAUUAUAAUCAAAUCAAAUGCACAAAAGGAUGUGAACAGAAUUGCUACAAUUUCAUGACCUAUCGCUGGGAUGAGUUGUCCGCAAAUUGCUAUGAAUGCAUUGGGAAUUGCUCAGCAAAAGUCGCUCCAGCAAAGCUUGUGUUUAAACCACCGUCUUUUCUCGUCGACACAUCGGUUUGUUGCCCGUCUUACGAAGCAUAUUAUGCUACCGUAUCUGUUCACUUUGAAGUGUCAAAUAAGAAUAUUUUAAAAGAAGCUUACAUUGUUUGGGAAUAUCGAAUGUCAAGAGGUGUUUAUGAUUUUGCGCCAAGUCCAUGGAUGACGAUUUUGCAAACUCGCGCCGAACGAGCAACAAUCGAGGGCUUAAUUCGAGAUGUCUCUUUUCAAUUCCGAGCAAAUCUCGUUGAUGGAAUUGGACCAGUGGAAAGAUUGCUCACUCAAUGGAUUGAUAUCGAGGAUUUCCCCGCUACUAGUCCUCAUCAACUAGUAACAACUCCUACAAAAAUCACAACAAAAAAGCCCGAAAAGACACUGAAAACAACUACAAUGAAAUCUAUGAUCUCCACGACUACGACAAAGCCUUUCACAACAGAAGAGUUUCAUAAAACGAAUGAAACGGAAAAAAUCUUGUUGAUGAAGUCAAAUGAAACAGAGCUUCAACCGAAGAAAAUCGAAAAAGAAAGAGACGAUGUGGAAUUCAUUAUUGGCAAGAAGGUCGACCCAAACUUGGGACUUUUCAAACGCGCC